This is a messenger RNA of Rosa chinensis, 5465 nucleotides long. Its product is annotated as disease resistance protein RUN1. The transcript has 6 exons. The record is from RefSeq and is a predicted model, not a curated record. Gene Ontology annotation, molecular function: protein binding; ADP binding. The coding region runs from base 678 to 5003 and encodes 1441 amino acids. NCBI's taxonomy places the organism in Eukaryota, Viridiplantae, Streptophyta, Magnoliopsida, Rosales, Rosaceae. Gene Ontology annotation, biological process: defense response; signal transduction.
GUCAGCAAUGUUAGCCAUUAGAUUAGUGAUAGUGGUUAGUUGAAUUAUUGAAAUAUAUCGUAAAGAAAGUGCCUGGAACUUCACUCAAAUUUUUUUUUUAACAUGUCUGCUGAAAUCUAUGUGCCAACAGUAUUUGUAUUUGAUUCAUCGGAUAAGAAUGCUUAAGUUUGUGCAAUUAUACAUCAACCUACAAAUUUACUUUUAGAUCAGCUCAAUCUCUAUAGAUUCCUUCUUCUCCAACAGCCUCAUCUGUGUUGUUUCCACACGCAAGUUCUUAUUAUCAUAUAACUCUUUGAACAACUUCAUUUUAUAUGUUCCAGAAAGUCAAUAGUUGCGGUCACAGACACCCUUUGUUUAGUUUAAGUUAUUGAAAGAAAUUUUAACGAAAGUGCAUGCUUGGAACUUUUCUUCAGUUUCUACUUUUAAUCUUUGCUACCAAGAGUUUUGUCCCAAGAAUUAAGAAGUUCCUAAUUUUGGUGCAAAUCAAACCUGAACUUGAAAACUGAUCAGAUCAGCAUAAUCUCUGUUUUCAAUCUCUCUUCAGACAGACUGAUCUGCUUUUUCCCCCUUGUUUCCUUUGUUUGUGAAGAACUUGUCACCAGUUUCAAAUUAUGUCGACUCUGGAGAGUUUUUGGUCCCAAGGAAGCAUGUUUUGACUUUUCUGCGCAUUGUGCAAUAUGGCUUCCUAUUCUGUUUCUUCUUCUCUCUUCCCCCAAAAAGAAAAGUAUGAUGUUUUUCUCAGUUUCAGAGGCGAGGAUACUCGCCAGACUUUUACUAGCCAUCUUCAUGCUGCUUUGAUAAGGAGGAAAGUGGAAACCUACAUAGAUUACAGACUUGAGAGAGGAGAUGAAGUUGGACCCGCCCUUCUAAAAGCAAUCAAGGAAUCAAAGAUUUCCGUGAUCAUUUUCUCAAAAGACUAUGCUUCUUCCACAUGGUGCUUGGAUGAACUUGCCUAUAUACUGGAAUGCAAGGAAAAACAUGGACAAUAUGUUAUACCUGUUUUUUACGAGAUAGAUCCAUCACAUGUACGCUACCAGAUGGGAAGUUAUGAGACUGCAUUUGCUACACAUGAACAAAGGUUGAAGAACAAGACGGACAAGGUGCCCAAAUGGAAGGAAUCUUUAGUAAAAGCAGCCAACCUAUCUGGGUUUGAUUCAACUUCAAAAACUGUUGGGCAUGAUUACGAUUUAGUUGAGCAAGUCGUCAAAGAUGUGUUGGCUAAAUUGAAUCGUGAAUCAGCAAGUGAUUUAACUGGUUUGAUUGGAGUUGAAAGCCGCAUUAAGAAAAUUUUAUUGGAAUUAGACAUCAUCCCAGAAGAUGUUCGUGUUCGCUCUGUGGUUGUCUGGGGUAUGGGUGGUAUUGGCAAGACCACGCUUGCUGAUGCUGUAUUUCAGGGACUCACUUCUCAAUUCGAAGCUCACUGUUUUCUUGCAAAUGUUAGGGAACGAUCAGGUACCAAAGGAGCUUUCUCUUCUGAACUGUAUCAUUUGCGAAAUGAACUUCUUGGAGAAUUACUAGGGGACAGGAGUUUAGCUAUCUGUACUCGAACAAUAGGUGCUGUUUACAAAGAAAGGCUCCGCCGUACAAAAGUCCUUGUUGUUCUUGACGACGUGAAUGAUUCAAGCCAGUUAAUAUUUUUAGCUGUAGAAGUCCCAUUUGGCCCAGGAAGUAGAAUAAUUAUAACAACUCGAGAUAUGCUACCAGUUAGGGAAACUCUAGUGAUGAAGGAAUUAGCUGACCAUUAUGUUAAGAUCUACGCGGUGGAGGAAUUAAAUGGUGUUGAAUCUCUUCAGCUCUUCCAUUCAAAUGCUCCCACACAAUGUACAGCAAAUUCAGAACUUCUAAAGAAGGUGGUAGAUCAUGCUGCAGGCAUUCCAUUAGCCCUUAAAAUUUUGCAUUCUUUAUUUCUUCGAUACAAGAGGAUUGAAGAAAUGGAAUUGUUGUGGUAUAAAUUUAAAAAGUUUCCCAACAAAAAACUUCAGAAUGUGUACAGAGCAAGUUAUGAUGGAUUAGAAAGAAAUGAGAGGGAGAUAUUCCUUGAUAUUGCAUGUUUUCACAGAAGGGAGAAACUUUGUGAUGUAAAAAGAGUGUUAGCUGCCUGUGGUUUAUAUCCGGAUGAUGGAAUCAAAAUUCUCAUUGAUAUGUCUCUCAUAUCAAUUAAAGACAACCGCAUAUGGAUGCAUGAUGUGAUCCAAGAAAUGGGUUGGGAGAUUGUCCGCGAAGAAAGUAUUGAAAAGCCGGGAAAGCGCAGUAGGUUGCACAAUGGUGAGGAUGUCUGUCAUGUAUUAAGAAGGAAUACGGGAACUGCAAAAGUUCAAAGCAUUUCCAGCCUGAAUUGUGUUAAGAGGCUAACGUUAGAUCCUCAAGCUUUCACAGGAAUGCAUAACUUGAGACUCCUUAUGCUUAUAUUUAUACAGCUUGACCACAAGACAAAUCUUGAGUAUCUUCCUGAUGCCCUUCGAUAUAUAUUUUGGCAUAGUUACCCUUUCGAAUCUUUGCCAUCGAAGUUUUCUCCAAAAAAUCUUGUUGAGCUUCAUAUGCCCUGGAGCAAACUCAAGAGACUUUGGAAGAAAGGCCAGAAUCCUGAGAACUUGAAAAUGAUCAAUCUUAGUUACUCCAUGGACCUGGUUGAAGUUGCAGAUCUGUCAAAUUGUGUAAACAUUGAAAGUAUAGAUUUUCAAUGCUGUAAAAGUUUGGUUAAAGUUUCAGAUUUGUCAAAGAGUCGUUACAUUGAGAGUAUAAAUCUUCAAGGCUGUAUAAGUUUGGUUAAAGUUCCAGACCUGUCAAAGAGUGUAAAUAUUCAGAGCAUAAAUCUUCAAGGCUGUGAAAGUUUAGUUCAAGUUCCUCCGUAUUUUCAAAAUUUUACCAAGCUUACUCAUCUGAAUUUGGGAGAUUGCUCGAAAAUCAGUAUUCUACCAAAGAUACCAAGCAAGAUGGAAUUUUUAGAUUUAAGUAGAACUGCUCUAGAAGAAUUGCCUCCAUCAAUUUGGUCUCUUGAAAAGCUUGUUAGAUUGAAUCUUCACUGCUGUAGGUUCAUUAAGAAUUUUUCGAGCAGUUCAUGGAAGAUGAUGAAAUCCCUCAACAGUCUUAUUUUGAGCAACACAAAAAUAGAAACAGUGCCCUCGUCAUUACUCAUGUGUAUGACUCGGAUCAUUUCACUUGACCUGAGUUUCUGUGAUUGCCUCGUCAGUCUCCCAACCAACAUUUGUGAGUUAAAAUCUCUUGAGAAACUUGAUCUCUCUGGUUGCUAUAGUUUCACAAACUUUCCGGAAAUUGCGGAGCCUAUGGAACAUCUGCAGUAUCUGAAUUUGAGCGGGACAAAAAUUAAGAAGCUACCCUCAUCGGUUGGGAAUCUUGUUGGGAUUAAGAAAUUAGAUUUAUCUCACUGCACAAGCCUUGAAUUACUCCCAAACAGCUUCUACAAUUUAAACCUACUGGAGUGGUUUUCACUUGGUGACUGUGUCAAGCUAAAAAAAUUGCCUCUCUCGUUCAUUUUGUGCUCCUUGAUAAAUCUAAACCUCGGAGGCUGCAAAUUGUUAGAAGAAAUUCCUGAUUGCUUCACCAGCUUUCCCGCAUUGCAAGUCUUAGAUCUUAGUGGAACCAUGAUUGAGACCAUACCUCCCACCAUCAAACAAGUUUUUGGUCUCAAGUCUCUGAGACUUAAAAGGUGCAAGCGGCUUCAAUCUUUGCCAGUGCUUCCAUCUCUUCUAGAAAAGUUGGAUGUAGCUAAGUGCAUGAGACUUAAGACAGUGUCAGUUUCAGUGACGGCACAGACACGAGGUUUGGAUCAAAUACUUUGUGGGAAGAGGACAGAGAUCCUUACAUUUUCUGCUUGCUUUAAUUUGGAUAAAAAUUCAAGGAGUAACAUAAUGGAUGAUGCACACUUCAGAAUUAUGCGAAUGGCAACUACUCGUAAUCUUAAACGUUUACAAUCUGGUAAAGUUGCAUUAAUGUGUCCGGGAAAUGAAAUUCCAGAAUGGUUUAGCUGUCAAACGGAGGGAUCUUCAAUGAAUAUUAAGCUUCCCCUGCAUUGGUCUGGUGAUUCAAACUUCUUGGGUAUUGCUCUCUGCUCUGUUUUUUCAAUCCAUAAUCAUUAUCAUUAUCUUGAUCAUCAAUGUGAGAUGAUUCUCAAAACCAACAAUGGUGAAACCCGUAGUGUCAAUUUGGGAAGUACAGAGUGCUUCGGGACUAUGCGCCUGACGGGUGAAGCAGAUCACGUGUUUGUGUGGUAUAAUAAAGCCCAUGCAGUUUCAGAUGAAGGAAAAUGGUCGAUGGAAGCCUCUUUCGACUUCUAUACAGAAGUCGAUGGUAAACGGCGGAAUAACGUGAAAAGGUGUGGGGUCUGCUUUCUGUAUGGUCAAGGCCAAGAUGAUGAUGCUCUGAAAUUUGAAGUUAUUCGUCCACAACAAGUUACUACAGCUAGGAGAAGACAUUUCAGAAGCCUCCCAAGUAACAGUCACCAGUCUCACAUAUUGGAUGAGAAUGUUUGGAAGACUAUUUGGAGUUUGAAAGUCCUUCCAAAAAUCAAGUCUUUCUUUUGGAGAGUACUUUGUAAUGCAUUGCCUACCUAUCUCAACUUGUUCAGAAAAAAUCUGGUAAGAAAUCCCAUGUGCCCCAUCUGCCAUGACUACGAAGAAUCAAUAGAACAUGUGUUGUUAUUAUGCCCUUGGGUGGAGACAGUCUGGUUUGGCUCCCCUUUAGGUUAUAAAAUUAACAAAUGCAGAAUCACUACUAUUCAUAAGUGGAUCUUGGAUUUACAUGGUACAUCUACUACUGACAUUGAGAAAAAUUUGGUUCUUACCAUGGGGGGAUUCCUUUGUUGGUCAAUUUGGAAGAGUAGAUGCAGCUUUGUGUAUCAGGGUAAAUCACUCUCUCCGGUUGAUUCAAUCACUAGGGCACUCCGUUUGAUGAAUGAGUUUUUGGCAGCCCAAUCUUUCGGUGCCAACCACUUACUUCUUCACCAUCUUGACCUAAUGUCUGGUCUCCUCCACUAUAGCCACUAAUCAAGGUGAAUUGCGAUGCGGCCUGGGAAAAGGAGACAUGCAAAUCGGGGCUUGGUGUUAUUGCACACAAUCACAGUGGCUCUUGCAUUCGAGGAUUGACUAAAUCUGCAAGUUGUUGCUCUGCCUUGGUAGCUGAAGCGGAGGGAGUUUCUCUGGCUAGAUCUUUUGAGUCUGACAAAAGUUGUGAUAGAGACUGAUUCAAAAGAUGUGAUUCAUUGAUUCAAGAACCCAAUUACGAUUAUCAUACUUACGGUGACUAUGGUAGUGGAAGUGAACUUUCUUCUUAUCACUUUUGCAAUGAAGCUUCAAAAACCUGAAUCAAGGUUUUCAGAACUGUCACCUGGCUUUCGUGACUACAUUUUUCUACAUUCUGUUUGUGUUGAUUUCCACAACAUAGAGAGCGAAACAAGUAGCUUUCUGUGUGUUUAAACAUUUCUGUCAAGUAAUCAAAUUUUUGUAAAA